Messenger RNA from Girardinichthys multiradiatus, 1040 nucleotides. It is a transcript of the gene tstd3, whose product is annotated as thiosulfate sulfurtransferase like domain containing 3. The transcript is spliced from 4 exons. Gene Ontology annotation, cellular component: mitochondrion. NCBI's taxonomy places the organism in Eukaryota, Metazoa, Chordata, Actinopteri, Cyprinodontiformes, Goodeidae. Gene Ontology annotation, molecular function: thiosulfate-cyanide sulfurtransferase activity. The record is from RefSeq and is a predicted model, not a curated record. Bases 118 to 630 code for a protein of 170 amino acids.
CGCACGCGCAAACGAGUUUUUUUUUUGUUUUGUUUUUUGCCGCUUGAUCGCAGAAUCAUCCUACGUAGUAUCACUGUGUUUUUGCGGGGUUGCUGAGAGCAGUUCAUUCAGGUUAUCAUGGCGCUUAGAAGAUGCUGGAGGUUGACCGGUCUUCUUCUGAGACUUCCAGCCCCGCCAGGGUCUUCUUCCCCUGUGGGACGGCUAACUGUGUCCAGCUUUAUCAACACUUACGGAGGCUUCAAAAGCGCUGAGUUCCAGCUCCGCAGGUUCAGUUCUGAAGCACGGAACACAGAUGUGAGUUAUGAGCGGCUAAAGCAGCUCCUGUCUUAUGGCAAAGCUGUAGUUGUAGAUGUCCGAGAGCCCUGGGAGCUCAGGGAGUACGGCCUCGUCCCCGGGUCUGUGAACGUCCCAUUGGGACAGGUGAACACUGCCCUCCAGCUUGAUCCUGAGGAGUUCAGAGAAAAGUAUGACGGGGUAAUGCCCACGCGAACGGAUAAAAUUGUGUUUUUAUGUCUGGCCGGGAUCAGAAGCAAGACUGCACUCAACACAGCCGUUGCGCUGGGAUAUAGAGAUGCUCAGCAUUAUCCUGGUGGAUGGCAAGACUGGGCGGAGCGUGAACAACACAAGUGAUCCAAGGAUUUAGAAGUGAAAAGUUGCAUCCAGACAUGAGUCUGAUAAAAGACUAAACAAAUCGAUGUCCUGGUUCUGCCACACCACAACUCAACUGGUAUUGGUUCUGUAAGUCCAUGGAGCUCUGCUGUAGGGAUUAAACCCAGAUCUUCCAAACAUCAGUCCUAAAGUCUUCCACAAGUGGAGUUAUACAGUAUCUUGCAAAAAGGGCUCUAUUUAUAACUUAGAGAGGCAACUGGUUGCCCUGGAUUUUAUUUUCAGGUAUGAGUGUUAAUAGGGCUGAAUAGAAAUGCAUGCCACACUUUUCAGAUGUUUAUUUGUAAAGACAUUACCAAACGGUCAUUUUUUAUUUCCUGUCCGGUUCUGCUAGAGUUGCCUUGGCCACUUUAAUAAACUCCUAAUAAAACACA